AUGGAUCCACUAAGUGAGUAUAAAAAGUCUGUGCAGAAGCGGUUGGAUGCUGCUGAUCUCCUGGUGGAGCGGGUAGUGCAGGAGAACACUCUGUUGCGGCAGAAGCUGGAUUCUCGAGAUGUGGAGCUGGAGAGUGUGAAGGAGCAAUUGGCUGUGUUGCGUAGCAAGCGGGAUGAACUCGAUGAGAGAUCCCAGAAGGAUAAGGAGACUAUAGAGAUUAUCAAGGAUCUGUUUGAGCACUUGUGUGGGGUACGUGUGCACCGCACGUAUGAGGACGAUACUGGUCUGUGGUUUGAUACUAGCCAGGGGUCCAAGAAUGGCAUUAUGGAUUACAAGCUAGGGUUUGUGAAAUCUCAAGCUGAGAACACCACGGAAGUUGAUACGGAGGUGAUAUACGUGCCGUUGUUGAAACAGCGUACUGCAGAGGAGUUGCAAGAGUUACAGAAGAAACUGCCGGACUAUCUGUUCGAGACAUUGAGUUUCCCACUCCGAUCCUUGAACCAGUUCUACAUCAAAAUGUCAAAAUCCCUGAACAAGAAAGUUUAA
This is a messenger RNA of Nakaseomyces glabratus, 546 nucleotides long. RefSeq names its product Csm1p (gene CSM1). Gene Ontology annotation, cellular component: mitotic spindle; chromosome, centromeric core domain; nucleolus. Lineage: Eukaryota; Fungi; Ascomycota; Saccharomycetes; Saccharomycetales; Saccharomycetaceae. Gene Ontology annotation, biological process: attachment of mitotic spindle microtubules to kinetochore; meiotic sister chromatid segregation. Gene Ontology annotation, molecular function: protein binding; microtubule site clamp. The record is from RefSeq and is a predicted model, not a curated record.